AUGCUUCGAAAGCUGCGUAAAUAUCCUCGAGAUUUCACGAAGAUCAGCGUUCAGCCAUGGCAUCGACGGCUGCACAAGGUCCCCGAGCAUUUGCAGAAGGUGGAGACCGAAAAGGAUCCCGAAUUCUCGUCGAUGGUCAUGUACUACUACCACAAGGCCGCCCAGCUGCUGGAGAAGGAACUGAUCCGCCAGAUGGACGUGUACUCGUACAUGACGGCCGAACAGAAGUCGCAGCGAGUGGAGGGGAUCCUGCUGAGGAUCGGGAGUGUGAACACCGCCCUGGAGGUGAACUUCAGCAUCAAGCGGGAGGAUAGGUACGAGGUGAUCACAGGGUAUCGGGCCCAUCAUUCACUGCAUCGACUGCCCCUCAAGGGUGGCAUUCGCUAUGCCACAGACGUGACCGGCAGCGAAGUGAAGGCCCUGGCCGCCAUCAUGUCCUUCAAGUGCGCCUGCGUGAACAUCCCCUUUGGGGGCUCCAAGGGCGGCAUUUGCAUCGAUCCCAAGCGAUAUUCCUUCGACGAGCUGCAGACCAUCACCCGCCGCUACACGAUGGAGCUCCUCAAGCGCAAUAUGAUCGGUCCUGGCGUGGAUGUCCCCGCCCCGGAUGUGAACACCAGUGGCCGGGAGAUGGCCUGGAUGGAGGAUCAGUACAGCAAGACCUUCGGCUUCAAGGACAUCAGCGCCAAGGCCAUUGUCACGGGGAAGCCGCUCAACUCGGGCGGCGUCCGCGGACGGGAGUCUGCCACGGGACGAGGCGUCUGGAAAUCUGCGGACAUCUUUCUGCAGGACAAGGACUGGAUGAAUCAAUUGGGCUGGCAGACAGGCUGGAAGGACAAACGGAUUGUCGUCCAGGGAUUCGGCAACGUGGGCUCCUUUGCCUCCAAAUUCGCCUUCGAAGCGGGCGGGAAAAUUGUGGGCAUCAAGGAGUCGGAUGUCUCGCUCACGAACCCCGAGGGCAUCGACAUUGAAGAUCUUUUGGCCUAUAAAGGCGAAAAAGGUAGCCUUAAAGGUUACCCCGAGGCGGAGGAAUCGGAGGAGGAUCUUCUGCUCGCCGAUUGUGAGAUUUUGAUACCGUGUGCCACACAAAAGGUCAUCACCAGCGAGAAUGCCAAGGACAUCAAGGCAAAGUUCAUACUGGAGGGCGCCAAUGGGCCGACGACCCCGGCCGCGGAGAAGAUCCUCAUCGAUCGUGGGGUUCUCAUCCUUCCCGACAUGUUCUGCAAUGCCGGCGGCGUGACGGUCUCCUAUUUCGAGUAUCUGAAGAACAUCAAUCAUGUGUCCUACGGCCGGAUGAGUGCCAAACGCAUCUCUCAGACCAUCAAUGCCCUGUUCGAUUCGAUUAACGAGUCGCUCAGUAAAUGCGACAUCAUAUGUCCACACAUUGAACCCAGCGAGCGACUGAAACGCUUUCGUGAUGCCCGCGAGGAGGAUAUUAUCGAUGCUGCCCUUCAAACCGUCAUGGAAAUGUCCGCUCUGGGCAUCAAGAAGACUGCCAUUAAAUUCAAUAUCCGCAAAGAUCUACGAACGGCCGCCUAUAUCUGGUCCACCCUGAAGAUAUUCCAGGUGAUGGAUGGCUCGGGAAUGUGGUAACUCCCUAGAUAUAUUGCCACCGAUAAGCAACACUAUAUAAAUCGUAGUAACACAUUUUAAUCGAUAAAAAAUAAAUAAAUAAAUCUAAGGAAUGAUUGAAAAACUGAAUAAGUCAAGGGAAUAUGA
Molecule: messenger RNA, 1716 nt
Organism: Drosophila persimilis
Lineage: Eukaryota; Metazoa; Arthropoda; Insecta; Diptera; Drosophilidae
Product: glutamate dehydrogenase, mitochondrial
Exons: 3
Coding region: 1-1590 (529 amino acids)
Biological process (GO): L-glutamate catabolic process
Cellular component (GO): mitochondrion
Molecular function (GO): L-glutamate dehydrogenase (NAD+) activity
Source: RefSeq, a predicted model, not a curated record